Molecule: messenger RNA, 4516 nt
Organism: Porites evermanni
Lineage: Eukaryota; Metazoa; Cnidaria; Anthozoa; Scleractinia; Poritidae
Source: the annotation of a GenBank genome assembly
AUGGUACAGACUCACCCCACCGAGCUAGCAUUCGUUCUACAUCCUCCUUCCCUGGAGCAACUGGAUCAGUGUCUUCAUUUUAUGACAAUUUACAACAAUCUCCAAGAGGGANUGUCCAGCAAAACACCAAAUAUGAAAGUGGAAAUCUCAAAAUCCUUUGCUUUUACUAUUUCAGCGUGCAAAGAAAGUUGUGUCCGAUAGCCUGGGGCUAGUGGAUUUUGCUAUCGGGCUAGUGAUUUUUGUUUUUAACUUGCCUGACGGGCAAGUGCUGUAUUUUGGGGGAAAUUCAAAUUGCAGAAGGAUUAUAAUCAAUCCUUCUUAUCAAAAAGGGCUUUGGGGCUAGUUGAAAUGACUCUUGGCCUAGUACAUGCUAGCUACAGCUUGCCCGAAUGGCAGGCUGUAAAACUGAUUUUCUUUGCACCCUGUAUUUAAACAUUUUUGUGUAAUAUUUGAUGAUACUAGCUCACAAAUGUCCUUUCUGACUAUUUUUCGAUUUAUGUGUGUUACUUUUUAUCAUUUAUCUUCUUUGUAGUCUUCCCCCUACCAGCCUGGCUACCGAGGAUAUGGUACAGACUCACCCCACCGAGCUAGCAUUCGUUCUACAUCCUCCUUCCCUGGAGCAACUGGAUCAGUGUCUUCAUUUUAUGACAAUUUACAACAAUCUCCAAGAGGGACUGUUCCUCAAACUAACAGUAGAGGUAAAAACAUAUUUUCAGACAUAGUUAAUAGACAGAAAUCGAUAUAUCAGAGCCAGUGGUUCCGGCUCUAAUUCAUGCUAGCCAAUGGGGUAAUACCUAUUAUUUCUCAAUUAAGGUACAACAAUCACUAUCAAUUUAAAAUCAGAGUCUACAUGGUUUAGUAUUAUUUUUGUUGUUAAUUUUGAUUCUCAACUUUAUUUCCAAAAUAGCCGUAGUAUCAGCAUUAAAGGGAUUGCAGGAAAAAAUUCGCAAACUCGAGUUGGAAAGAGCAGAUGCGGAAGAUAACUUGAAGAAAUUAGCAACAGAAUCCAGACAUUAUAAAGAUGCACUACAAAAAGAACUCCAUGUAAGAGACUCAACGCAAGGAGUGAUUGCAAAACAAAACAAACGUAGGUGAUAAAGCUUACACUGUAUUCAUUUUAUGUGAAAUACGACUGUACACUGUAGAUAAUCGAUAAACAUGCUUUAGUGCUAUUGACCACUGUUGAUAGAAGUGAAAUAAUCCUGCUUCUGUUAUAGUAGUAAAAUGAACCUCCAUUAAUUCCGUGUUUUUUUGGUAAUAGCAAGUGGCUGUUUAACCCUUUAAGCCCCAGUAUCUACAUACAAAUUCUCCAAACUGAUCUCUAUACAUUUCCUUAAGGAAUGAGUUAAGAGAAUUUGAUAAAAGAUUGAGGCAUUUUUACUUGGGCGAUCAUUUUAUUAAUUCUCAUAACUUAUCUGUUGACAAUGUAUGGAUAUCGUUGGAAGAAAAUUGAUCUUGGUCACUAUUGGGACUUAAAGGGUUAAUAGACGUUGGUCAUUUAACGGAGGCUUGUUAGACUACUUUUCCACAAAAGACAGCUCUAAAUCAGUUGUCACCUUCUAUCUUGGACUAUAGUUUCCCUCAUCAUAUUUUCAAAGCAAAGCCCUGCAACAUAUUGUAUCAAACGCUUGGUGACAACAAUAGGAGUUCUUUUGUUAGGACAGCCAGAAGGUGGCUGCAGCCGCUUGAUAGAGGUUGUACAUUAAGGUGGUUCAUUACUGACCACUUAAUGGAGGUUCAUCUGUAUAUUGGCAUUCAUUAGAUACAAGAACAUAGAAAUGUACAUGCAGCUUCCAGUACAUGUUCCUUAAGCAUAAGCAUACCAAGAAAAUUUAAAAGGUUAAUAAAAACAAAAGAGCAAAGCAGCCUUUCUGGUUAAUUAUCUUAGUUGCAUUGGAUCUCUAUACAAAAUAAGCCCAACAAAAAGUAACAUGAAAAAGUGUCACGACCAAUAUAGGACUUUCUAACUCAGUGUUCAAUUCCUAGCGAACUUAUUGCAUAUACACUCCCUGUUAUUAUUUCAAAUCUUAGUGACAGCCCUGGUGCUGUUGAAAGAUCAUUUGUAACAGCGGUGAUUUUGUUACAAAUAGCUAUGGUGAGUCCAGGGACUCCUCUUGUGAAAAAUUGUGAGUACCAGUCCAGAACCAAUAAGUCCCAGUUAAAAAAGAUGAGUCCCUGGGUCUUCAUGUAACCACACAGUUAACUCUAUAAAUACAGUUUACUGAAAGAAAAAUAUACGCAAAUUGUCAAGCACAACAAAGACUAAAAGAAAUGUGUGCCCUUAAACAACAGCCACAAGAACAGCCACAGAAAUCACACAAAGAGGAUAUACUACAAAAACCUCUUCAGAUCCAUCAAACAGAUCGAUCAAUCAAUCUUUGUGUCCUAUGGGAUGGGAUGCAUACCACAAAUUAUUUUGUGUCUUUGGGGGUUUUUAUGCGUCAGGGAUGCAGGACGCGGAGGUAACAAAAUCACUGUAACAGACAUUGUUUAAUACAGAAUUUCUCUUUAGAAUUAGAAGAAGAUCUACAGGGUGCAGAGGCCCGAUGUAACUUGCUGGAGAAGCAGUUAGAUUACAUGCGUAAGAUGGUCCAGACAGCCGAGGCAGACAGAGACACUGCAAUACAGCGAUCAGCAAUGGUGGCUAAACAAGCUGCACAGCAAACAUCGGAAGAUGUUAGAGGGCAGCUGGAAAAACUUUCAGGCCUUGAAAGAGAUCAUAUGAAAUUAACAGCACAGCAUUCUAUAGCUGAAGUGAGUUGCCAUAAAAUUUAUGCUCACAAUGGCAUUAGCUACUCUUUUAGUGUUCAAAGCUCCCAGGCUCUAAUGAGCAUCCCCCAACCAAUAAAAAAACAGUGCAUCUGCCCUCAGCCCUUCCAUCACUUCCCUUUAAUUUGUUAUUAGGAAAAGAAGUAGAAAGGAUUACCACAGCCAGUUAGUGUGCGGCCUUCUGUGCUUCUUCUAGAAUUUGUGAUGAUUAUCAUCCAUAAUGAUUUAUCUUUUCAUGUGCUUGUCUUUCAGAGUAAGAUCAGAGAACUGGAAGACAGGCUUAGAGAGGAAGCUCACCAGAGGAAAUUGGUUCAAAAUAAGACAGCCGAGGUUGUUAGUAAAUAUCAUUUGAGCAACUGCAGUUAGAGUUAAUAUUUUCUGGAAAUAUCUUACAAUGUACCUUUUUUGUCUUUUUCCUUUCUUUUUUCUUUCUUGAAAUCUUUCUUUCUUUCUUUUUGCUGUUUGAAAUACAGUAAAACCUCACCACUAAGAACCUGGAUUUUUCCAAGUAAGCCUAAACAGGUUCUUAAAUAAAAUUAUGGUGGUGACCAUGUAGCAUAAGUUUAGCCUAUUUAGCUUCUUACACUGUAAAUAGGUUCUUAUUUUCUAAUGAAAGAAAAUACAAUAUAGCUUAGAAGAGUAUUUAGUGGUUCAGCUUAUUCCUCAUAUAAAAUCUGCAUACAGAUUACCAUUACAUUGCAGUUGGAGUAUAAGGGAACCUAUGUCUCCAAAGAGGAUUCUGAAUGUUGACUUAUCUUAUUUGCCCAAGUGUACGGAAUUUGUCAUAGAUUUUAGAAAAUCAGAACGUUUUCAAAAAUUUAGGCCAGACAGGUUCUUACAUAGAGGGAGCUUAACUGGCAAAUUUUAGCCUAACAGGUUCUUUUAAUCCAGGUUCUUAGUCGCGGGGUUUUACUGUAAUCAAAUCACUGGCUUUGAAUGGCUUGCGAGUGGUAAUUAAACAUUUUCAAAUGAUUUAUUUCGAGUUUCAUCGCUACAACAGUAUGGAGAGUCACCAAGACCAUAAUGCACCUUGUUUACCCCCCCGCCAAAAAAACAGCAAUUUCUCCUCAGGGGUAUUACAGUCGUCCCAGGAGAAAUCAAAGACAAAUGUUAUGCAAAAGGCAAAAUUUGGGGGGGGGGGGGGGGGGGGGUAAAGAAGGUGCAUUAUCGUCUUGGUGAAAAUGGUGCAUAGCUUAAAUUUUAGCCAUUUCCUUGACCCUACUCUACGUGUAAUUUAAUGAGUUAUGCAAGAAGCACAAAUUAACAUUACUGCUUUCUGCAAGUAUUUCCUUGUUUUGAACUAUUACCCAUCUAUCCAAGGUAAACGGAAUAACUAUAAAAAAAAAUAUCAAGAUGCUGCCGUUAGUUUAGCACUUGUUCAGUUCAAAACUGAGCUAAACUGUCUGUGGCCAAUUCCUACUGUACCCUAUUUUUCACAGCUUAUAGUUAAAUUAAUUCAUAAUUGUUUUUCUAGCUGGAAUCAGUUGCGGAGACGAAUAGGAUCCUCAUGGACAUGACAUCUCCACCCAGGGUUAAGAAGAAAAAAAGGAAGGUGAUGACUUUUCUACACUGUACUACAUGUAGCCUCAUUUAUUUUGCGUAGUAUUAUUCCAAAGCUAAGCUAUGUUCUUUCUUUUCCUCUUUGCAGCCUCCAAAGCCCAAGCCCGCAAGAAGAGCACCACAACCGGCUAAACCGCCAGAUCAUUAUCGACUUAACUUAGGAAAUAUUCCUUUUGUCGUGGGCCAG